This is a messenger RNA of Macroventuria anomochaeta, 1687 nucleotides long. Its product is annotated as glycosyltransferase family 62 protein. The transcript is spliced from 6 exons. The record is from RefSeq and is a predicted model, not a curated record. Gene Ontology annotation, cellular component: mannan polymerase complex. Bases 1 to 1446 code for a protein of 481 amino acids. NCBI's taxonomy places the organism in Eukaryota, Fungi, Ascomycota, Dothideomycetes, Pleosporales, Didymellaceae. Gene Ontology annotation, biological process: protein N-linked glycosylation; cell wall mannoprotein biosynthetic process. Gene Ontology annotation, molecular function: alpha-1,6-mannosyltransferase activity.
AUGCUCAGAACGAGCAGAAAUCUCCAUCCGCGCACCGCGCAACAAACCACCACGCUGGCUUCACCGGAAUCGCCGUCCCCGCUCCUCCACACACAGCGCCAGCGCAGAGAUACUGGCGACAUCCGCGCGAGGAGCUCGUCCGUCAGCAUCAGCCAGGCUCGGGGAGAGGAGGAGGAGGACAAGCAGCCUGCGGGCUUUGCGGGUAUCAAGAUGCUGCCGCAGAUGGUAGCGGGCAAGGGAGGCUACUCGUGGAAGGCGGCGAAGGCGAGGAUACCGCCGUACAGGCAAAUCACACAUAGAGUCCGGAGUCCGAAGUUUCUGGUGCCGCUGGCGAUUGUCACGGCGGUCGUGCUGCUAUGGCGGUCUAUGGGCAGCGCCGCGAGUGAGGUGCAGAGAUUCUACUGCUUCGGCCCGUCAAAACCUCCCAUGCGAAUGACGCCAAACGAGAACGAAGAAUGGUACGGCCACCUCACAACACCGGUCAUAUUCAACCACCGCAAGGCGAUCGAGAUCAAUAGCACCGAGAUACAGCACAUCAACCUCGACCCUAUCAAGUCGACUGUAGACGCGGCACGGAACAAGGAGAAGGUCCUCAUCCUGACACCGCUGCGCGAUGCUUCCUACUACCUCGCGAAACACUUCGACCUCCUCACGCAACUUACGUACCCGCACGAGCUGAUCGACCUGGCCUUCCUGGUCGGCGACACCACGGAUGACACCAUGGCAGCGCUGGCAAUGGAGCUCGAGAGGGUGCAGAACAACCCGGACAUUGCGUUCAGGUCGUCUAUGAUCGUGGAGAAGAGCUUCGGCGUGACAACCGGACAGAGCGUGGAAGAACGACACGGCUUUGCUGCGCAAGGGCCGCGGAGAAAGGCUAUGGGCAAGGCGAGGAAUUACCUGCUCUCGGCGGCGAUGAAGCCUGAUCAUAGCUGGGUGUACUGGAGAGAUGUGGAUAUUGUCGAGAGUCCGCCCAACAUCAUUGAGGACUUUGUCAUGCAUGAUAGGGAUAUCCUAGUUCCCAACAUUUGGUUCCACAGGUACAAGGAGGAGAAAGGCAAGAUGGUCGACAUUGAAGGCCGCUUCGACUACAACUCCUGGCAAGAAUCUCCAGAAGCCCUCAAACUCGCCGCCACGCUCGACAAGGACGUCGUCCUUGCCGAAGGCUACAAAGAAUAUAAAACAAACCGCAUCUACAUGGCGAAAAUGGGCGACCGCCACGACGACCCGCACGAAGAAAUCCCCCUCGACGGCAUCGGCGGCGUCAACAUCGUGGUAAAGGCCGACGUGCACCGCUCCGGCAUCAACUUCCCCGCAUACGCAUUCGAGAACCAGGCGGAGACGGAGGGGUUCGCGAAGAUGGCAAAGAGGGCUGGGUAUGGCGUGUACGGACUGCCGAAUUAUGUUGUCUGGCAUAUUGAUACGGAUGAGAAGCCUGGCAACGCUUAAGAGAGCAUAAAUCCAUGGCGAGGAGGAUAAAAUAUGUAUGAUGAUACGGAACAAGGAGAUCAAACAAGCGCAGUAAGACGCAUAUGACGGAGUUCUGGUUGUUUGAUUAUCACUCACAUAGACGGGGAGGACGAGCGUGGCUUGUGCAAGCUCUUAGCGUAGCGAAGCAUUCGCAUACUGUACAUUGAUAAGACGGGACGGAAAAGCUGGCUCUGGGAGCAUCGAUCUGUUCUCUGUAGAC